UCUCAUCUUUUUUCCCAUAUACUUUAUUUAUCAUACUGUAUUCAAGUUUGCUACGUGUGCAAAUUUUGUAAAUUAAAUACGGGGUUUCUUCUGUUUCAUCUGAACUAACUUAAUUGAAUUUAUUUAUUUUGUGGUAAAAAGAUGAUGUUGUCGAGAGGUGAAGCUGGUAAGAAGAGUGUUGGUGGUUCUAAUAACCAAAAGAGGUUGUUGAAAGAUGUUGAGACUAUGAGCAAAGCUCUUUACUCGGACAGAAAUUCGUCAAGGAAUUCAAUUCCAACAUGGAGUUCUCGAUCCAAGCCCCUUUUGCCUGAUCCGAAAUCAAGGCCGAAAUCCGGUACUGGAGACGAAACGAAUUCGCAGAAGGAUAAGAGGUCCAUAUGGAAUUGGAGGCCGUUGAAAGCCCUUUCCCAUAUACGCAAUAAGAGAUUUAAUUGUAGUUUUUAUCUCCAAGUCCAUUUGAUUGAAGGGCUGCCUUUGAAUUUCGAGGAUUCAGUGCUUUCCGUGUAUUGGAAAAGGCGCGAUGGGGUUCUGGUGACGCGGCCGGCUGUGGUGGUUGAAGGGAGGGCUGAGUUUGAAGAGAAGUUGACUUACACUUGCUCAGUGUAUGGUAGUAGGAGUGGACCUCAUCAUUCAGCCAAGUAUGAGGCCAAGCAUUUCUUGCUCUAUGCUUCUCUUGUUAAUGCGCCCGACCUUGAUUUGGGGAAGCACCGCGUUGACCUCACGAGGCUGCUUCCUCUUACGCUGGAGGAGCUUGAAGAGGAGAAGAGCUCCGGAAAGUGGACUACGAGUUUUAGGCUAACUGGAUUGGCUAAGGGUGGCGUGAUGAAUGUUAGUUUUGGGUAUCUGGUUGUUGGCGAUAAUGCCGGUGGUUCUAGAGACAACCAUCAUGCUCCUAAUUCAUUGAAUUUCAGGCAGAGUAGUUUGGCUUCAAUGAAAUCAGAUGUUAAACCGAGACAGUUUGAUGGAAGCAGCAGCAUCAGGCGUGCUGGAAGUUUACAAGGUUUUAUCAGUCCGUCUUUGUCUGGGUCCAUAGAUGAGGUAAAGGAUCUUCAUGAGGUAUUGCCAACGUCCAAGUCUGCACUGGCCAGCUCUAUCGACAUCUUGUAUAAGAAAUUUGAAGAAGAAAAGGUACAUGAUCCUCUUCACAGUGAACCUGCAGUUGAUGCUUUCGCCAAUAGUGUUGAGCCAAUCAAACCAGAUGCCUAUGCUUCAUCUGAUCUUGGAAAAGAUAAUGCUGAAGAUCAUGUCGGUAAUCAUACAAAUACAGGUCCAGUGCAUGACGAACCUGAACUCGAUGCAUAUCAUGAAAAACUGGAUACAGUUAAACAAGAUGGCUAUCCCCAUUCCGAUUCUGCAAAAGAAAACCCUGACCAGUGCCAAGGUAAUGAGUUUUCUGUUGUUGAUAAGGGCACAGAAAUGGCACCAAAUGAACCCUUUAAACCAGAAGAGUCCAGGAUAAUGGCUCAUGAGGAUUCUCCUGCUGUUUAUAGUAAUUGUAACUUUGGUACUGAAACUCUGCAAGUAUCUUCAGAAAAUAGUGUGAUACUUGAUUCUUUUGGUGAAUUAAAUGAUAAUUCCAAUGAUCAAGCACAAGUAAAUGAGUUUACUUCCAAAGAGGAUGGUUUAUACACAAAAGAACAGCUCCUGCAAGAACUAGAAUCGGCUUUAAAUAGCGUAUCAAAUUUGGAGACAGCAGCCCUAGACUCUCCUGAAAUUAUGGAAACCAAAUAUGAACCUAAGAUGAAAGAAGCACAUAGCAUGGAUGACGUUACAGAAUCAGUUGCCAGUGAAUUUUUAAGCAUGCUAGGCAUGGAACACAGACCAAUGGGCUUGAAUUCUGAAGGUGAUCCUGAGUCUCCAAGAGAGCUCCUUUUGAGACAAUUUGAGAAGGAGGCUUUGGAUGGGGGCUUCUCUUUGUUUGAUUUUGGCAUGGGCGAUGAUGAUGAGGCAGAUGCUGGCUACGAUGCUUCUACUGGAUCUGAGCACUGGAACUACUCUGAGGGUAUUAGGCCAUCAUCAUCAUCCUUGUUUCAAGAUAUGUGCAAGGAGCAUCCGGCUGAGUCUAAGGAUGUGAGAGGCAAACAGAAAGCUCAGAUGCUAGAAGAUUUGGAAACAGAAGCCUUAAUGAGGGAGUGGGGUUUGAGUGAGAAGGUUUUUCUUCAAUCUCCUUCAAAAGAUCGUGUUGGUUUUGGAAGUCCUAUUGAUCUUCCACCUGAAGAACCUCCUAUAUUGCCUCCUCUUGCUGAGGGGUUGGGCCCUUUUCUACAAACAAAAGAUGGGGGGUUCGUGCGGUCGAUGAAUCCCACUCUUUUUCAGAAUGCUAAAAGUGGUGGCAGCUUAAUUAUGCAAGUUUCCAACCCUGUCGUGGUACCUGCUGAAAUGGGCUCCGGUAUAAUGGAGGUUCUGCAGGGUUUAGCUUCAGUGGGAAUCGAAAAGCUCUCAAUGCAGGCGAAGGAAUUAAUGCCACUCGAAGAUAUCACGGGGAAGACAAUGGAGCAAGUAGCAUGGGAAGCUAUGCCUGCCAUAGAGGGUACAGAGAGUAGGCAAUGCAGUUUGCAACAUGAUUUGAUAGCAGGGCAAGAUAGUACUUUCAUGCAAAGAGACUUGAAAGGAAGACCAUCUGGGCAGAAGUUCAACCAGUCUAGUUCAAGUUCAGUGGACAACCAGACGGGCUCGGAGUUUGUUUCGUUGGAAGAUCUUGCUCCUUUGGCUAUGGAAAAAAUUGAGGCACUUUCAAUGGAGGGUUUAAGAGUACAAUCUGGCAUGUCAAGUGAGGAGGCUCCAUCAAACAUCGUUGCCCAAUCGAUUGGGGAUAUUUCAGCUCUCCAGGGCAAGGGGAUUGAUGUGAGUGGGUCUCUUGGCCUGGAAGGUGCUGCUGGUUUGCAGUUGAUGGAUACAAAAGGCAGCAGCAAUGGUGUCGAUGGAAUAAUGGGCCUAUCUUUAACUCUUGACGAAUGGAUGAAGCUGGACUCUGGUGAGAUCGAUGAUAUCGAUAACAUUAGCGAGCAUACUUCCAAGGUUCUUGCAGCCCAUCAUGCUAACUCUUUUGACUUCAUGCGUGGGAAUUCGAAGGGAGAUAGGAAACGAAGUAAAGGCAGAAAAUAUGGUUUGCUAGGAAACAAUUUCACAGUAGCAUUGAUGGUGCAACUUCGUGAUCCUAUGAGAAACUAUGAGCCCGUCGGAACUCCAAUGCUCGCACUUAUACAAGUUGAGAGAGAAUUUGUCCUACCAAAGCAAAGAAUUUACUGUACUGUGUCCGAGUUGAGGAACAACAACAACAACAAUGAGGAUGAUGAGUGCGAGAUAAUAGCUAAGGUGGAGACAAAGGACGAAAGGAAAGAGGAUAAAAGCUCUGAAGAAGAGCUCAUUCCCCAGUUCAAAAUUACUGAAGUCCAUGUUGCAGGUGUGAAGAAUGAGCCUCAGAAAAAGAAGCUUUGGGGAACUUCGACCCAGCAACAGUCUGGUUCGCGCUGGUUGCUUGCUAAUGGAAUGGGAAAGGGCAACAAGCUCCCAUUGAAGUCGAAGGCUGCAUCGAAAUCUGGUGCUCAAGUUACUACAAAGGUGCAGCCUGGUGACACCUUGUGGAGCGUAUCAUCUCGAAUUUACGGUACUGGCUCGAAAUGGAAGGAACUGGCAAAAUUUAAUCCUCAUAUCAGAAACCCCAAUGUCAUUAUACCAAGUGAUACCAUAAGACUUAGUUGACUUGUAAUGGAGUUGGCAAUUGCAAUGCAGGUUUCUUUAUGAAGAGUGGUUAUACUUAUUAAUUUGAUAGAUCCACUUGAACCUGUGAUUGGGAGUUUGAUUUUGUUGGAGCUUCGUGAAAAUAGGGUAAAGAGAAAACAUCAUGGAUCAGACAAGGUGGAUUUUGAUUAGGUACACUGUUCUUUUGUAAAGUGGUUUCUUUACUUUUCUAUGCAUUUGUUGUAUUUAACUGUUUUAUCUCCUCUCUGGAAGUAGUGCAUGUAUAUUGCAGCUUACAAACCACAAUUGGGGAAGUAUUACUGCAGAAAAUGUUAACUAUUGCAAUUUAAAUUGCACUGAAAAAUAAUGUAUUCUCGUUAACAUAAAACAAUUAGCAGGUGCCGUCUA
Molecule: messenger RNA, 4089 nt
Organism: Arachis ipaensis
Lineage: Eukaryota; Viridiplantae; Streptophyta; Magnoliopsida; Fabales; Fabaceae
Source: RefSeq, a predicted model, not a curated record